UGCGAACUAAGCUAAAGGCGGGGUUGCAUCCGGAGUAUCUCUUGCACUUUCUGAAGAAAGCAUUUAAUAUAAAUUUGGGCCACAAUUUCUAGCAAGAAAAGUUAUUUUGCCGUGCUGCAAUUUUCGUCUUCUAACGACAUGGCUUGUCAAACCAGAUUCGAAAAAAUGUCUCCUUUCUUGUCUUCACAAGUAGAAAAGGAAAAGGAACAAUUACGUAUUAUGAUGGCAAAGAGGUUUAGGCCCGAUAGCAGUGAGAUGGCAGCUGAGCUGCGUACACUUGGUGAGUCUUUAAUUUUCAAUGUUCUCUUGCGGUAAUGCAUUGCUAAGCACAAUCACAGCGGACGCCUUAGACGAAAACUUGGAGUUCCAGCGGUUGAUGAGUGGAAGGCCGAGAACAGAAGAUGUUGAAGGUAUUUAAACUCUUUACGCACAGCAUAUGAAGACUUCAUACUAAUGUACUCGCAGAUCAAAUCCUUCCGCGACUAGCAGAUUUGAGAUCCAGGAGUGAGAAAGCAAAUGGUUUACACGAUGAUCCACCCAGACUGCCGACGCCGUCUCAACAGAGAUCUGCGUCUAGAGAUACUCUCCGUCGUACUGAGCGGUCGACAAACCUGUGUGGAAUGCAUAAUGGGCAGUCCGACCCUCGGGCAUAUGGGAGAAGCGCUGCAGAGCGUCUACCGCUAGGGAGACAUUAUUCGGAAAACGACGUUCCUAAGGAAAUUGUGCGCCCAAGCUCCACGCAUCCAGCCCGCUCAAUGACCCCACAACCCGCUCGGCCAAAAACUAUCCAGUCCAUUCGGUCAAUGACUCCACAGCCAGUACCUACGAGUAAUCAUGUUCAUCAUGGCUCCAAUAGUCGGAAUCACAGUCAACCAGCUUAUGCUCGUGCUUCGGCCCAUACAGCUAUCGUUGCUCGUGGUGGCCAAGAUCGACGUCGUAGUCGACCACCCCCUCCUCAGCGUUUGUACGAAGUACCUGACCCCCCGCAAACAUAUGGUCUGAGUCUCCCUCCAGACCUGGAGUCAAAUCCAUAUUACCGACCACAAGUUGCGUGCCCGUCUGAACGUGUUCCUCGGAGAGAGUGCUUUCCUCGAAUUGCCGAGGAAAAAAGAGGCAGAAAAAUGGAGGCAAGUUUAUGGGCGAGUCAUCAUGAGACAAUAUACCAAAACGAUUCUAACAUUCUUGAACGAGAAUAUGAUCCUGAGAGAGACGAUGACGCUGAAUCUGUGGGAUCCUUGGAUCAUUUCCAGCCGACUGCACCACCCAGGAUGAUCAAGGCCCAGAAUAGAGUUACAUGGAAUGGAUCAUUCGGCCGGUGACCGCUAGGCUCGCACAUCAAGACCACUUCAGACGUCGACAGCUCAAAUCCGCUCAUUAACACUGCAGAGCCAGAAGUGAAAACACAUGUGUUUCAUUCUGGUAGUCAUUCUUUUUUUCUUUCUAUAUGAGAACUUCUCUCAAUUUCAUUCUUUCUGACGACGAAAUCUGUUCAACAACUCAUGGCAUGGGUGGUGUUCUAAUAUAUGAUCAUGCCAUUGUGCAUUUGCUCACCUUUCUUCCAGGAGAAGAAGUGGAAUUAUCAAUUUGCAUCAUGCCAGGCAAGGCAUGUUGGUUGUGGCCAUCGAUGCUAUCAUUGAGGCUACCAACCUAUGAUAGAUGUUAUGGAUAGAGCUGAUGGGUGGGUGGAUGCAGUGUCUCCCUGCUGCCAUGAUAAAAGCUGGAGUGUGUAGAUUUCUUAGGUUCAGGAAGAGAAAUUCACCAGUUGGUUAUCAAGAGUAGUUGUUAUUAAGUCAUCGGGCCGACAAAUCAUCCGGAGGUCCGUGCAGGGAAAACACCCAGAGCAAUCGGCCUGCUAUUAUGUAUACAAAUUACUUGAUCAUCUACUUACUUCCUCAGAUAAUUCUUUAGAGAAUGGUAAAUUCUUCAAAUAUGCAAUCAUUAAAGAGAAAUUUGA
Sclerotinia trifoliorum is the source of this 1954-nucleotide messenger RNA. The record is from the annotation of a GenBank genome assembly. NCBI's taxonomy places the organism in Eukaryota, Fungi, Ascomycota, Leotiomycetes, Helotiales, Sclerotiniaceae.